UUUUUAAGGCCAUGCAUAAAUCAAGUCUAUUGAUCAGGAAAUAAUAUCGAUAACGACAAUUAAUAAUAACAAUAUUGCGUAAGAAGGGGAAGGUAGAAACAGCCUGCUCCGAGAUUAAAAAAAAGAGGCAGCCAAUUUAUUCUCCCAGUCUUUUAUUCUUGGAGGAGAUCUGCUACAAGUUGGUUUAUUUACUGCUGGAGUUGCUAUUAAGUUUUAUUUAUUUAUUCCUGAAAAUGGAGCUUGUUUUCUUGUGGUUGUUGCAGUUUGCUUUGUUUCGUCUUCAGCCAGCGGGGUUGCCAUUGGGUUAAUUUCGUUUAUUCUUUUGACAGCUUGCCUAAGGCAGUGAUGGCAAAAGGUCACGCGGAAAUACCGCACACACAUGCGCUCUCCAGAAAAGCCAAACUUCUGGGUUCUAGCGCACAUGCGCGCCCGACGAUCAGCUGGCUGCCGUGCGUGCGUACACCGGUUUUCGGCACUGCUGCACACGCGAAGGACAGCUGAUCAUCGCCAGAAACCCGGAAGACAAACAGGCAAGGCCAUGCGUGCCGUGUUAUUUGGCCUCGCGUGCCAUUUUGGGCAGGCAUGCCAUAGGUUCGCCAUCAUGGGCCUAAGGCCAUCUCCAAGGGGACCACUGACUCCUACAAAAUAAGGGGACUGAGAAGUUUGUUUGUGCCGAGGAGAAGCUGGAGUGAAACAACCAUUGGGCUGGGCGUGAAGGAGCCAUUUCUGGAUGACUAUCGGAAAGAAUGCCGUUUCUUCAUGGCUUCCGUAGAAUCAUCUUCGAAUAUCAGCCUUUAGUAGAUGCGAUCUUGGAGUCUCUGGGAUUACAAGAUCCCGAAAAUCAGGAGUUGCCAGAGUGCUCCAGGUCUGCGGCGGCCGAAGACCACAGCAAAUUUGUGGUUCUCCAGAAACUUCUGGAAAGCGAAUCCCAUUCGGCUUUUUACCAAGAAGGCGUGAGCUACACGUUGCUGAAGGUCUCGGAGCUUGGGCUGGUCCAGGUGGCUGAAGUCCUCUUGGACAAUGGGGCGGACCUCACCUUUGAAGAUCCGGUCACUUAUUACACAGCUUUACACAUCGCGGUGCUACGAAACCAGCCCGACAUGGUUGAGCUCCUGGUGCAGCGUGGCGCAGAUAUCAACCGCAGAGACAGGAUUCAUGAAAGCAGCCCACUGGAUCUAGCCAGCGAAGAGCCAGAACGCUUGCCUUGUCUGCGGCGUCUCCUAGAACUCGGGGCCAAUAUCAACGCCGCUGAUAAACAUGGAAAGACCGCUUUGCUGCAUGCGCUGGCCAGCAGCGACGGGGUUCAAAUCCACAACAUCGAAAACAUUCGACUUUUGUUAGAAGGAGGCGCAGACGUCAAGGCCACCACCAAAGAUGGGGACACAGUUUUCACCUUCAUCAUCUUCUUGCUGGGCGAGACGGUGGGCAGCGAUGCCGAAGAGGCCAAGAUGAUCCACCGCUUCUGCUUCCAGGCCACGUGGCUGCUGAUGGCCCACGGCGCCAACCCCAGCGAGUGCCCGCCGUACGAGUCCCUCACCCACCUCUGCCUCAAGAGCUUCCGGCUGCAUUUCCCGCUCUUGCGCUUCCUCCUGGAGUCGGGGGCUUCGCACAGCUGCUCCCUCCACGGGCCCACCUGCUGGUCCGGCUUCGACAUCAUUUUCGAGCGCCUGUGUUCCCAUCUCAGCGAAUCCGAAGACGACAGCUUCUCCAUCGACUUGCUGCAGAAAGCCGAGACCGCCCUGGAGCUGAUGAUGGCCAGCGGUCCGGUGGUCAAGCUGCCCGACAACUUCCAGAUUGACCUGAGCCACUGCCGGUACCACCAAGAGAAGAUCCAGGCGCUCUUCAGGAAGCUGAAGCAGCUGGAGAACACCCCGCCUACCUUGAAGCACCUCUGCCGAGUCUACCUCCGGCAGUAUCUCCAACCUUGGCCCGUAGACGUCAAGGUGAAGGCUCUCCCUCUGCCCAACCGCUUGAAGAGGUACCUCCUCAUAGAUCCGAGUGCAUCUCUGGAGCAGGUGUGACCUCCUGGGACGAGAAGUGGACCUCGGAUAUUUCCCAUCCCGGAUCUCCUCGUUGAGAGCCAGCGCAUGAAUGACAAGAUGUCCCUUCAACGUUCAACAGCCGAUGACGUGGUGUAUAAACCGUGUCCGCGGCAAUACAUUUGAGUGGCGGGUAGGUGGGAGCGGGUUGGGGGCACCUAGAAUUUGCAAUGGAAUCACAUCCCCAGGGCGACUGAACUGGCGGGAAAACCCUUUGUGGAGUUGCGUACCAGCUGAGGAAGAAUUUGUCCCUCUGGUGCCAAAGGAUUGUGACGUUGCGUAGGCUUAUGUUGGAGCCCUACUGAACACCCAGGGUUGAGACAGGAAUGCCAACAGCUGAUUAAAAGAACGCACCUAG
Ahaetulla prasina is the source of this 2397-nucleotide messenger RNA. RefSeq names its product ankyrin repeat and SOCS box containing 6 (gene ASB6). Gene Ontology annotation, biological process: intracellular signal transduction; protein ubiquitination. Bases 747 to 2021 code for a protein of 424 amino acids. Gene Ontology annotation, cellular component: BRCA1-BARD1 complex. NCBI's taxonomy places the organism in Eukaryota, Metazoa, Chordata, Lepidosauria, Squamata, Colubridae. Gene Ontology annotation, molecular function: protein binding. The transcript is spliced from 7 exons. The record is from RefSeq and is a predicted model, not a curated record.